CCGCUUUCCUGCGGCGCCCGGCGAGUUGCAGGAGUAGAAUCUGAGGCGCGCGUGUCGACUUCCUCGAGCUGGAGUCGGUGUAGAAGGAACCAGACCUAAGCGAGUGUCGGCCUGUGGGUGCCUCCGCUAAGUUGCGGAGCCGGUCCAAGCAGCUUCCGCCGUGUCCCACUUCAACGCUUAGGCGCCGCGCGGCCGGGCAGCGGAUCUAGGCCUCGGCCAGCGCCCGGGGCCUCCGGGGCCCUCCCGGGCUCAGCAUGCCCGGGGUGAAGCUGACCACCCAGGCCUACUGCAAGAUGGUGCUUCAUGGAGCAAAGUACCCCCACUGCGCUGUCAAUGGACUGCUGGUGGCUGAGAAGCAGAAGCCGCGCAAGGACCACCUGCCCCUGAGCGGCCCAGGCGCCCACCACACACUCUUCGUGGACUGUAUUCCACUGUUCCACGGCACCCUGGCCCUCGCCCCCAUGCUGGAAGUGGCCCUUACCCUGAUUGAUUCAUGGUGCAAAGAUAAUAGCUAUGUGAUUGCUGGUUAUUAUCAAGCAAAUGAACGAGUAAAGGAUGCCAGUCCAAACCAGGUUGCAGAAAAGGUGGCCUCCAGAAUUGCUGAGGGCUUCAGCGAUACUGCUCUCAUCAUGGUGGACAACACUAAGUUUACGAUGGACUGUGUGGUACCCACGAUCCAUGUGUACGAACACCAUGAAAACAAAUGGCGGUGCAGAGACCCACACUAUGACUACUGUGAAGACUGGCCGGAAGCCCAGAGGAUCUCAGCGUCGCUCCUGGAUAGCAGGUCCUAUGAAACACUCGUCGAUUUCGAUAACCACCUAGAUGACAUCCGGAAUGACUGGACGAAUCCAGAGAUCAACAAAGCUGUUCUGCAUCUGUGUUAGGGAGGGAUUUCAGUGACUAGCCUCUGGGCAUUUCCACUAGGCUAAAGAAGAAAAGCUAUUUUUAAAUGUAAAUAAAAUAUCUUAUGGCCUGUGUGGAAAGCUGAGUUUUCAGAAGUGGCAUGUGCCUUGAAAGAGGGCAGAAUGUCCCAAAUGUCUUUUUAAUGCAGAGUCUCUAGCAGAGGUACGGACUGCCCAGUCUGACCAUCCUGUGGAGUUCUUUCCAGCUGUAUGUUGCCAUAAUCCUCCCAGUCAGAGCUGUUUCUGCUUGUCCAGAAUCAUUCCUAUUAAACAGUUUUAACUAA
Messenger RNA from Artibeus jamaicensis (Jamaican fruit-eating bat), 1189 nucleotides. RefSeq names its product ER membrane protein complex subunit 8 (gene EMC8). The transcript has 5 exons. Gene Ontology annotation, cellular component: EMC complex. The record is from RefSeq and is a predicted model, not a curated record. NCBI's taxonomy places the organism in Eukaryota, Metazoa, Chordata, Mammalia, Chiroptera, Phyllostomidae. The coding region runs from base 255 to 887 and encodes 210 amino acids.